GGUGGGGAUGGAGCCGCCCUGGGGGUACUGUGGCUAUGAGUUUUAAGAAAGCAGAAAAAGGGCUUUUGUUGAGUUCUCUCCCCACCCUGGAGCUGCUUCCCAUCCCUGCAGCCUUUGUGCAUCGCUGUCUGCCGAACAGGACGGUGGUUUUGUUGUCUGUACCCCAUGGAUGUGAACUCGGGGUUCCUGACGCUGCUCUGUGUGAGCACAGGGGACGCGUGGUGGUGGCUGAGGUGCAGGAAAUCCCUGUGGUAAACAAACCCAGCCCUGGCAGCUGUGUGAGAUUAAUGACAGCCUCGUGCUGGGGACACAGGGUCUGUCCCAGGCUCCCAACCAGACCAGAUCUUAUUUUCCUGUGCUGCUCCCCCAAAGCUUUGGCGCAGGGACUGGAAUGCUGUCACCCCUUGCAGCUGCCAGCAGCCCCACUCUCCAGCUCAAAUGCCAACUGGGGGACGGGGCUGUGCUGUCACCCGAUCCCCGCAGCCCCUGGAAUGUCCUCUGGGUGCUAUAAAAGUGGGGGCAGAGAGCUGGCGCUCGGGGCCACGUGGGUGGAAGGAGUGAGACGGGGACACGGAGCCGAGCGCUCAGGGUAAGGCUCUGUGGGACACCAGGAGUCAGCGGGCUGCACCAGGCUGCUCCGGGCCUCAGUUUCCCUAAGGAUGCAGAGAAACAGAGCAGGAUUUGAUUCUGUGCUUGUCUGAAGCCAAGCAGAGCUGCGGCAGUGAACCGUCAUCUCCAUCCGUGAGCCAGGAGCCCCAUAGGACGCGGCGUCCCACUGCCAACCUUUGCGUUCCCUCCCAGCCAUCAUGGUGGGCCUGAAGCCCCCCGAGGUGCCCCCCACGGCCGCUGUCAAGUUCUUCAGCGCCGGGACGGCCGCCUGCAUCGCUGACCUCUGCACCUUCCCCCUGGACACCGCCAAAGUGAGGCUGCAGAUCCAAGGUGAGGUGAGGAUCCCACACAGCACCAACACGGUGGAGUACCGGGGUGUGCUGGGCACGCUGAGCACCAUGGUGAGGACCGAGGGACCCCGCAGCCUCUACAGCGGGCUGGUGGCCGGGCUGCAGCGGCAGAUGAGCUUUGCCUCCAUCCGCAUCGGGCUCUAUGACUCUGUGAAGCAGCUCUACACCCCAAAAGGGGCAGAGAGCACAGGGCUGCUGGCGCGGCUGCUGGCGGGCUGCACCACGGGGGCCGUGGCAGUGACGUGCGCCCAACCCACUGACGUGGUCAAGGUGAGGUUCCAGGCUCUUGGGGCACUGCCAGAGAGCAACCGUCGGUACAGCGGCACCGUGGAUGCCUACAGGACCAUCGCCAGGGAGGAGGGAGUGCGUGGGCUGUGGAGAGGGACGCUGCCCAACAUCGCCCGCAAUGCCAUCAUUAACUGCGGUGAGCUCGUCACCUACGACCUCAUCAAGGACACGCUGCUGCGGGCGCAGCUGAUGACAGACAACGUCCCCUGUCACUUCGUGGCUGCUUUUGGGGCCGGAUUCUGCGCCACGGUGGUGGCGUCACCGGUGGAUGUGGUGAAGACGCGGUACAUGAAUGCCAGCCCUGGGCAGUACCGGAAUGUGCCGAGCUGCCUGCUGGCCCUGCUGCUGCAGGAUGGCAUCGCUGGUCUCUACAAGGGGUUCGUCCCCUCCUUCCUGCGCCUCGGCUCCUGGAACGUGGUGAUGUUCAUCUCCUAUGAGCAGCUGCAGCGUGUGGUGAUGCUGGCCCGAUCUGCACCCCCCUGAUGGCCCCCAGCCCCAGUCAUCAGCGCUGAUGAGCCGCAGCAGUCAAUUAUAUUAAUUGCUGAAGCAGCAGGGAAGGGAGACAGCAAAGGUCCCCAACCCUAUGGGAUGAGAGGGACCAAAGGCGGCUCUGUGAGGGACCAGCAGGAGGAGAAAUGGAGAGAAGGGAAGGAUGGAGUUGUCCACAGCGGAGAGGGGAGAGGAAAGAAGGAGGUGUUGAGGUUUUCCAGUUGGGAACAGCAGCACUUCCUGGCAGCAGUGGGACAGAGGUGGGAAGGA
Phasianus colchicus (ring-necked pheasant) is the source of this 2006-nucleotide messenger RNA. The record is from RefSeq and is a predicted model, not a curated record. NCBI's taxonomy places the organism in Eukaryota, Metazoa, Chordata, Aves, Galliformes, Phasianidae.